Molecule: messenger RNA, 3972 nt
Organism: Acipenser ruthenus (sterlet)
Lineage: Eukaryota; Metazoa; Chordata; Actinopteri; Acipenseriformes; Acipenseridae
Product: kelch repeat and BTB domain-containing protein 13-like
Exons: 1
Coding region: 855-2246 (463 amino acids)
Molecular function (GO): protein binding
Source: RefSeq, a predicted model, not a curated record
UGUGUAUUUUCCAAAUACAGUAGAUACAUAUGAAUCAUAACCCAUCCUAAAACAUGAGUCAUUAAAAUGUUAAAUCAAAGGCUCCUUGUUGCAUGUGUGAAAAAGCCAGGCUAACAAGCCACAUCUGGGGGAAAUCUGUCUUCCUCCUUUGCUUAAAAAAUAGUUUUACAAAAAGAAUAAUGACAAAAACAAGACAAGGACCUAUUUCUUUAAUACCAGCAGAUCAGAACAUUUCCUCAAAUGAUAUUAGCAUGUGAUGUUAUAUUUAUGAGCCAUACAAACAAUAGAAUUGUAGCUGCUGGAACGAUCAAUGCAAUGCUGUGGAUUCCUCAAGCCUAUUCCUGUGUUGACAGGAAAUGUGGGAUUCUGCAAAGUAAUAUAAGAUGAACUUUUUAUCAUUUAACUUCAGCAAUAGAGGUUAAUAUAAAUUCUGUCUGGCAUCAUCUUACAAAUCUAUACAUACAUCUACACUACCUACCAAUUAGCAUGCUUGUAUUCUUGGAAGUACAGUAGAGUAAAAGCACAGAUUUAGUCGCUCGUUGCUGAAGCUAUAUGUCCCUUUAAAUUUGAGACAUCUGCGUGCACACAUGCUGCUGCUAUCUUUAGCCAGGUUCUAUUUAUAAAAAAUCAAAGUGCAGUCAGUUCAACAACACAACUCUAUCCUGCGGGGCAUGGGAAAUCUUCACAAUGGGAAUGGCUCCAUCAUGCUUUUACAUUGUUUUCAGGUAAAAGCUGUUUGACUUGGUUUAUUUGUCUUCCCUGUAUAUUGUAUUUAAAAAAAUAAUCAGUGCAAAGACGGAUAAAGGUCCUGCAUUGCUCAGACUGCAAUAAAAACAAAAGCUGGGUCCUGCACUAUGGCCACAUUGCAUGUUAAAGUGGAAGACAGCCUUUUUGCCAUUGACAAGGUCUUGCUGUCAGAGAACUGUGAGUAUUUCCAUGCUCUCUUCGAGUCAGGGAUGCGAGAAUGCCAGCAAGAGGAAAUUCACCUGCUGGGGUUAAGUGCCAGGGGGUUUGAUAUCAUGCUUAAGGUCCUGGGAGGGGAGAGACCUGCUCUGGACUGUGAUGAAAUCAUUGAGGCCGUAGAAUGUGCCGCGUUUUUACAAGUGAAGUCGCUUGUCAAACAUCUAAUUAAUUUAGUUAAUUCCAAUAACUGCAUUGAGAUGUAUCACGCUGCCUCCACGUAUGGCCUGCUGGAUCUGUACCACAGAUGUGCUCUGUUCAUUAGGGACAUGUAUUCGGAUUUAAAAGAAGCUUUGGAAUGUCUUCCCGUGGAUCUUCUGGACUAUAUUGACUCUCUCAUUCCCAGUACAUUUAUUGCUGUUGGGGCCUAUUCACCCACCUUUGUGCAAGAUUCCUUGAGGUCUGUUUGCUAUUUGGAUGAAGACAGCAAGACGUGGAAAACCUUAACUGAUUUGCCAGCUGAAGCAAGCACUGCCCUGGCAGGUGUCACUGUCUUAGACAACAAGCUGUACAUCGUCGGAGGGGUCUAUGGUGUCAGCAAGCAGGCGGUGGAGUUAAGUUUCUGUUACGAUCCUGAAAGAAAUACCUGGAGCCACUUUUCCAGCCCUCAGCAGCUUCGCUACAACCUGACGUUGAUGGGACACAACGGUUACCUUUACGCAAUAGGAGGAGAGUAUGACAGAAGGAUUAUUUCGUCAGUGGAGAGAUACCACGUCUCAACAGACACGUGGUCUUUUGUCUCGCCCCUGCCACGGCCUGCCGCUGGGGCUGCGUGUGCCCAGGCGAUGGGAAGGAUGUUUGUUUGCUUGUGGAAGCCAAUUGACACAACAGACAUUUAUGAGUACGACCCUGAUAGAGAUCAGUGGCUUCUCAUAACGACUUUAAUAAGGCCACAGAGUUAUGGACACUAUAUGGUGGCCCAUAGGGACAACCUUUACGUGAUGCGGAACGGCCCAUCUGAUGAUUUUUUGAGAUGUAUGAUAGACUGUUUUAAUAUUACCACCCUGCAAUUGACGGUGAUGGCCGGGCAGUAUGUGAACAGCAAAGGCGCCCUGUUCACAUCUGCGGUCAAGGGGGAUUCUGUGUUCACAGUAAACCGAAUGCUGACCCUUGUUUAUUCUGUGGAGGAGAAAAUGUGGAAACCCAAGAAAGAAAUGCAGGGCUAUCGAUGGUGCGGCUCCUUGCUGACAUGCUUCUUGAGACUACCAAAGACGAGCAGUGAUGACCUUUCCACUGACUGUAUAAUCCACACAGGUCAGCAAGAGCCAGAGGAUAUCAAAACCUAAUGUGAGCUGGACCUGAACACAGCCACUACGUACUGUCCCAUCCUCUUUCUGGUGCACCAGGGCUUCUGAAGUUACAAUAUGAAACAGCAUCCCUGACAAACAGAAAAUACACGGACUGGGUUUAGAAAGGAGGUUUGACGUCACCUGCCUGUAUGAAAGGCAAGACUGAAAGCGAAGCACGAAAAGCAAACAAAAUAUCAAAAACUGCCAUUUCAGUUAAGGCUUCUAGCACUUCAGAAUAACUAGAUGGUCAGACAGGCCUCAGUCUACUUGGGUUAACCAAGGACACAUGUUUCUGAAAAUCACAGAUAUCAGAUAUAAAUGAAGUAGUGCAGUCAUCUUUUUUUAAAGGAUGUUGCUUGUUUUCCAAACAACAAAGCUGUUAUCUCCAAAACACAUUUACUUUCCAAUAGCCCUGUGUAGAGACAUAUUGCUGAAUAAUCCUAUAGCAGUUUUCUUAAACUCCUGUGUGAAAAUUGAAGUGUCUGAAAUGUUUCAAUUUAUUCCCCACAACACUCUCUCCUGAUUGACUCCUGAACUGUUUGUUUUUUUGUAGGCGACGACGGAGGCACGUGUUUCCCACUGCUGUGCUCAGUGGCUUCUUCAGUUUUUUUUUGUGUGUGUGUGUAUUGGCUUGUGUAGAUUGUUUGAUACAUGUCUCCCUGUACUCUCUGUGAACACGGAAACAAAUGUUCCAAACACUUAGGCCAUUAAAACUUCCUGUUUUCCUGUUUUGAUAACCAACACCUCAUUUUAUAAACCACAGGUCCCUGGAGUCGACAUUCCAGAAAAAAUCCAGUCUGAUUUCGGUGGCAGGGCGUAAAGUCUCUGCAAUUACCAGAGCACUUUGGCAACGAUUCUCUUUCAGUGUUCAAUGUGUGAUGUUAGUUGCAUUGGUCCAGAAGUAAACACUGCUGCAGUUGAAUUAUUUUACUGGACCAACAUAGAAGUUGAAAAUACACAAACUUGCAGGUGCAAAGUGGAUUUGAGAAGAGCUAGUGUAGAAGAAAAUAAAGAUGUUAUUUGGUUGUGCUUCCUUUCUGCUAGUUCAUGCUUUCCGUUAUGGCAAAAACAAAAUGGUCCAAGGGCCUGAUUAGCUAGUCAGUUGUGUUGUUAGGUUUCCUUUAUUGCACUACCAGUCUGCUGUUUUCAUUUCCUAGACCUGUCUGGAGGUCUGCAAUAUCGCAGAGUCUAAAGUGCAAGAGCUUUUACCUGUAGGAGUUAUUGCAUUUGAUGUACUGUACAUUUCUUUGCUAGUUCCUUGCUAAUAAAUCAUUUGCUGGAGAAGGAAUGUAACCUUAAAUAAAGCAGGUUUUUAUUUUCUCUUAUUACAUUAUAUAAGAAGCAAGCUAAUAAAUUCUGUGCAAAAAAAUUCCAUCCUCCAAGGAAAAUAUGGCCGGGAGAUAGCUGUUCUUCAUGCGGGCUCUUUACAAUCGGAGUGUGGGUGUGUUAAUAAUAACAACAUGAUAAAAGAAAAGCCAGCAAAUCGCAAGAUAGAAAUCUUUAAUAGACUCUUUUUUUUUUAACUUCCUCAGAUGUCCUUUGUAACAACACUUUUGUUAGGGAUUCCAGUUAAUUCUGUAAAUCAAUCCAGCCUGUAAUCCUAAACAUACAGUUGUAACAAGACUGCUUUUUGUGAAAUUAAAAAAAAAGACCAGUAAAAUGUGUUAUAGGAGCGAUAUCAUCCAGAACUAUGAAACAUUAAAUAGUACUGCAUAUUAAAAAA